AUGCUUGGGGUUUCCGUUGCCAUCUAUGCGCCGCCCCGCCGUCAGGCGCAGUAUGCCAUUCUCAUCAACGUCCAACCACAUCGCGGAUUGGCACUCUCCUACCAGCUCGAGCAUGUCUACAACAAAACAGCACGGAAAUCCGGCUACAUGUGGAAAGAGCCCGAAUUGAUCGCGGCGCGCAAACGACCUGCCUACAAAGGCGAACUGUCAGUCGGGUUCUUGCCUGACUUUGACCAGGCAAUCGAGUUUGCUGAAGAUAGAUUAUUGGGUCUCGAGUUUGAUGCACGAGAUGAUUGGUCUGGGUUAACGUGGGUCGCAGAGGGGCUUGAGACACUCGAAAAAGCGGGCUACGCCGUCGUUUCGCAUCCGGCUGAAAAGCUCGAACGACUCUUAGGGAAUGUUAGAGAGCGAAACGAGAAAUAG
This is a messenger RNA of Serendipita indica DSM 11827, 423 nucleotides long. Lineage: Eukaryota; Fungi; Basidiomycota; Agaricomycetes; Sebacinales; Serendipitaceae. The record is from the annotation of a GenBank genome assembly.